Messenger RNA from Saccostrea echinata, 1140 nucleotides. Its product is annotated as putative nuclease HARBI1. The coding region runs from base 1 to 1140 and encodes 379 amino acids. The transcript has 2 exons. Lineage: Eukaryota; Metazoa; Mollusca; Bivalvia; Ostreida; Ostreidae. The record is from RefSeq and is a predicted model, not a curated record.
AUGGCGACCAUGAAAUGGAUGUGUUUACCGCUUGUGCAAGAGUUUCUCGACGAUGACGAUAACAGUGACGAAGAUGAUGUAAUUGCAACUGCGAUGAUGGUGCAUGUUAUACAAACUUACACCAGAGAACCAAAAAGUAGAAUUAAAAACUAUUGCGAGGAUGUGGUCUCAAAGUACUCAGAUACCGACUUCAAGAGGAUUUUUAUACUAUCUCGUCCUACUUUCGACACAGUUAAAGGCUAUUUGCAGAAUUGUCAUGAACUCGAUGUGGAGGGACACGGAGGCAGAGAACCAAUAUCAGUCGAAAAGCAACUAUACGUCACAUUGUGGUACCUAGGUGGAUCGGACAGUAUCGUAAAAAUAGCAGACCGAUUCGGAAUAUCUGAAUCCUCAGUUACUGUGUGUAGAAAUCGGAUUAUUGACACUAUUUUGAACAAUUUCAAAUCAAAGUUUAUCAUCUGGCCGCAAGCUGAAAUGCUUGAACAAACCAUUGACAAGUUUCAUCAACGAAAUGGAUUCCUAGGAAUUAUUGGGGCUCUUGACGGCACUCAUAUUGCUAUAGAAGCCCCAACUGAAAAUCCUCAGUCUUACAUUAAUAGGAAAGGCUAUUAUUCCUUACAGCUACAAGCAGUCUGCGACUCUGAUAUGAAGUUUUUGAAUUGUUACUGUGGAUUUGCAGGGAGUUGUCACGAUACCCGCGUCUUGAGGAAUUCCGAUUUGUGGAAGUCUGGCUUAGAGGUCUGUAACGGAAACCACAUUAUUGCAGACGGAGCUUACCCCGUGCGACGAUGGCUUAUGACGCCUUAUCGUGACAAUGGACAUUUGUCGCAAGAACAGAAACAUUUUAACCACCUGCUUUCUGUCAACAGGGUAGUCAUUGAGAGAGCAUUUGGACUUUUAAAAGGCAGGUUUCGACGUUUAUAUCAUCUCGAUGUACUAAGUAUUCCAACAGCAGUUAAAAUUAUCAUGUGCACUUGUGUUCUGCAAAAUAUUUGUCUUCUUCAAAGUGAGGAUAUUGAGGACUAUAUGGAACCACUGGAAGUUGAUCAACCGCCAAUGCCUCAACUGGCUGUUCAGGAAAAUGAGACGGAGGGCAUUAUUAAACGCAACAUUCUUUGCAGAAGACUCAGUGGACAUUAG